GUCGCUGUGAGAGGGACGCGCACAGCGGCUCAGGACACAACACUAGAACCCGUUUCUUUUCUGACUCCACGGUUUAAAGUGCGAGUGUGAUUCUCUCUUCAUCUCUGCCUGACUUUUAUUGUCAACUUUCGGAUUAAAACAUCUUUAAAGACUCAGUUUGAAAAGGACAGACGGCCCCCUCAGCCCCCUCCCCACACCCCAGUGAUGCUUAGCUGUAAAGCUGUAUCCCAGAGGCCCACAUCGGCAGCUAGAGGAGAGGUCGUCACCAUGACAGCGUCCUCGCAGGACUCCAGACCCUCGUCUAUGGCCGGCCUCUUCUUACUCCUUCUCCUUUUCUUCCCGAGUGUUGUUACGCAGAACUCUGCCGUACCGACGACCCCCACCCCGUCGCUGUUCGACCCCCUGACACAACCGGAGUGCACAAAGAAAGAACAUCCAAAGGUUUCCAUCCAAGCUCUCAGUCCGUGGAUCUCCUCUUUCUCCCACCCCGGCGUGAGAGACUAUUCCCAGCUCACCCUUGACCUGACUAGGAAUGAGCUUAUUGUGGGUGCCAGAAACUACCUGUUCAGACUGGACCUCAGCAACAUGUCGCUGAUACAGGAGACAGAAUGGGCACCGGACGAGGAAACCAGGAGGUCCUGUCAGAGCAAAGGCAAAACAGAGAUUGAAUGUCAGAACUACAUCAGAGUCCUGCUGGUGAACAAGACUGAGGUCAUGACCUGUGGUACCAACGCCUUCCAGCCACUUUGUAUAACCCGAGAGGUGGGAAACAUGAGCCGCAUGCUGGAGCGGGUGAACGGAGUGGCACGCUGCCCAUACGACCCACGCCACAACUCCACAGCAGUGGUGACGGAGAGCGGGGAGCUUUACGCCGCAACUGUUAUCGACUUCUCCGGCCGUGACCCUGUCAUUUACCGCAGCCUGGGGGGAAUGCCACCUCUCCGGACGGCUCAAUACAACUCCAAAUGGCUCAACGAGCCCCACUUCAUCUCCGCCUACGACAUCGGUCUCUUCACCUUCUUUUUCCUGAGGGAGAAUGCAGUGGAGCACGACUGUGGGAAGACGGUGUAUUCCCGUGUGGCAAGGGUCUGCAAGAACGACAUCGGAGGGCGAUUUCUCCUGGAAGACACCUGGACCACGUUCAUGAAGGCGAGGCUCAACUGUUCUCGCUCUGGAGAGAUCCCUUUCUACUACAAUGAGCUGCAGAGCACCUUCUACCUGCCAGAGCAAGACCUCAUCUAUGGCAUCUUCACCACCAAUGUCAACAGCAUUGCAGCUUCGGCAGUGUGUGCCUUCAACCUGAGCGCCAUCACCCAGGCCUUCAACGGGCCCUUCCGCUCCCAGGAGAACCCCCGCUCCACCUGGCUUCCCACACCCAACCCCAUUCACAACUUCCAGUGUGGAACAAUAGACGAUGAAGGUCCGAAUGAGGGCUUGACAGAGCGCAGUCUGCAGGAUGCCCAGAGACUCUACCUGAUGAACGAUGUGGUCCAGCCGGAGUCUGUGGAUCCUCUGGUCAUGCAGGAUGACGUUCGGUUCUCCAACCUGGUUGUGGAUAUCGUUCAAGGCAUGGACACCCUCUACCACGUCAUUUACAUCAGCACAGAAUAUGGCACCAUCCUAAAGGCACUGGCUACACCCAACAAGAACCUACAAGGAUGCUACCUGGAGGAGAUGGAGCUUCAUCCAUCAGGAGUUAGAGAACCAAUCCUGAGUCUGCAGAUCCUGCACAGCGACAGGUCUCUCUUCGUUGGGCUCAACAACAGAGUCUUAAAGAUCCCUCUGGAGAGGUGCUCCACCUACAAGACUGAGACGCUUUGCUUGGAAGCGAGGGACCCGUACUGUGGCUGGGACUUCAGGCAGCGCAGGUGCACCACACUGGAGGACAGCUCCAACAUGAGCCAGUGGAAGCAGAACAUCACAGUGUGCCCGCUCCGGAAUCAAACCACCAAUGGGGGCUUUGGACCCUGGGCGCCAUGGCAGCCAUGUAACAAUGAUGAUGGUGUUGAUGGUGUGAGCUCCUGUUUGUGCCGGUCCAGAUCUUGUGACAGUCCUGCUCCUAGAUGUGGGGGCAAAAACUGUCAGGGUCCCACCAUUGAAGUCUCCAACUGCUCGAGAAACGGAGGCUGGACGCCCUGGUCGUCAUGGGGACAGUGCAGCACAACCUGUGGUACAGGCUUUGAGCUGCGCCAGCGUUCCUGUAACAACCCCUCCCCCCGCCACGGUGGUAGAGUGUGCGUAGGACCAAGCAGGGACGAGAGGUUCUGCAAUGAAGGAGUGUCCUGUCCUCAGCCCAUCUUCUGGUCCCCGUGGGGCUCCUGGACAAAGUGUAGCACCGAGUGCGGGGGAGGCGUCCACUCCAGAGUCCGAACCUGUGAGAAUGGAAACAGCUGCCCAGGAUGUGCUCUGGAAUACAAGGCUUGUAACCUGGAGGCAUGUCCUGAGGUGAAGAGGAACACACCUUGGACCCCCUGGAUGCCGGUCAAUGUGACUCAGGGUGGAGCUCGUCAGGAGCAGAGGAUGCGCUACAUGUGCCGAGCUCACUUGUCCGAUCCCCAUGAGCUGCAGAUUGGACGCAGGAAGGUGGAGACACGCUUCUGUCCGAACGACGGUACAGCAGCCUGCGAGACAGACACCCUUGUGGAGGAGCUCCUGAAGACACCUGUAGUGAGAGUUGCAGGUGCAGGUUGGUCAUCAUGGGAGUCCUGGUCAAGCUGCUCACAGAGUUGUGCCAAAGGUUACCGCACCCGCCGAAGAUCCUGCUCUGGACCAGAGGGGAAGAGCGCCCCUGUGGCGUGUCGUGGCUCACCUGUGGAAUACCAGGACUGUAAUGUCCAGCCGUGUCCUGUAAAAGGUGCGUGGGCAUGCUGGUCAGCCUGGUCACAGUGCUCAGUGGGUUGUGGCGGUGGUCACUACCAACGCACACGCUCCUGCAACAGCCCGGCCCCCGCCAAUGGAGGCGACAUCUGCAUAGGACUGCACACUGAAGAGGCCUUGUGUAACACCCACACCUGCGAUGGUGGCUGGAUGGCCUGGUCGCUGUGGUCAGCCUGUGAUGACUCGGGAUUGCAGAUGAGGAGUCGGCUGUGUGGUGCUCAGGGAAACAUCCCCUGUGUGGGGAACAGCACUCAGAAGAGAGACUGCAAUGAAAUACCUGUCAUUCUCCCUGCAUCUGGUUUUGAUAAGGACCAACACUGUGGAGCAUUCACCUCCAUCCACCUAAUUGCCACCGGUGUUUCCUGUUUCCUCGGGGCGGGGCUGCUGUCCUUCCUGAUCUACGUCUACUGUCAGCGUUUCCACAAGCCUUCACAGGAGUCUGCCAUCAUUCAUCCCACCACCCCAAACCACCUCAACUACAAGGGCAACACCACGCCAAAGAAUGAGAAGUACACGCCCAUGGAGUUCAAGACACUGAACAAGAACAACCUGCUGCCAGACGAAAGAUCCAACUUCUUCCCGACACAACUUCAGCAGACGAACGUCUACACAACCACCUACUAUCCCACAACGCUAGGCAAGUUCGACUACCAGCCCAACUCCUCCCCUUCGCCAUGCAGGACCUACAACAACAGCAACAACAGCUGAGACACGCCACAUAACUGCAUCUCCAAACCCUCUUGCCAGCGCCCAUAAACAGACACCAACAAAAUGCCAUGGUGACAUAACUGAACCGACGUGAACUGAAACAUUUCUCAGAUUUUUCCUCACACCAUCACCACUCUUCUGGCUCUUCCACAUGGUCAGAUUUUUUUCUUCAAGGGCGUUUCUGGAACUUUCCAUUCAGAGAUGUAGGUUUGGAUAACAAGUCCCUGGUCCUGGUGCAGUCAAGGACUUACGCAACCAGCUGAGGGAGUGUUAUUGUAAGGGCCUGACUGGAUAAAGCAGAAUCAACUCAGAGGAUAAUUUGGAAGGAUGCCUAGCAGAACCAUGUAUGCCUCUACUCACAUUAUUGAGACCAGGACUAUUCAGCACAGGUGCUGAAUUGAGCAACUUUGAAUAAAAAUGUAAUAAUUGCUCUGGAUCUGGUCACCAUUUCACACCUCUCAAUUACUAACCACAUUGUCAGGCUGUAAUGAACUUUGAAUCCCACAACAACAAAGCAGUUACUGAGAACAAACAGUGCUUAUUGUUAUGUCCUUGCCACACAGCACUGUGGGACAGAACAACAACAAAAGGGAGAACUCAGUGAGGUUGACGAUAAAGUAAAUUAGAGAUCAAUAUCAGUUUAUUUGUCAGGGGCGGAUGCACGCCCUACGUUAGUGGUGUUUCACAUAACUUCAAGAUUAAAACCUCCAUAAGUUUAUGGACAGCUGUUUGGAAGAGACACACGGCUACACUUCUGUCUGAGCUGGAGAAAAUUCUCUCUGAGUCACUUACCUUCACGGACAAGGACGUUCACUGGAGCGAGAGGGAUUUGGGAGAAGCAGUCUGAACUGUAUAUAAAGCUUUGGGAAUGCCUUGGGUGCCUGUAUGCAAUAGAGGGCAGGGGCGAGAUUUGUUUUUCUUCUGUUUUCUUUUUUCGAAGAACAAUAAAGACUUCUGUAAGGGAUUUAAUUGAUUCUCCAAUUAAUUCUCCAAAAGAUGCAUUGAAUCUACUGAGUGCUAAAUAGCCCAGUGGUCAUAUCAAAUAUGGCCAGUGUGCUGAACAACUGGAUUUGGUUUUAUAUGGUGAUAGAAUAAGCUAGUAGACUGGCACUUGUUCUUUUUUUAAUCUUUGUUUUUUAAGAUGUUUGUUUUAUUCUCAGACAAGCCGUAGCAUAGGAGGAAGUAUUCUGUUUAAUAAAACUUGCUAAUAAUUCUUGCUUCUUUGAUUUCACUUCACUGAAUGGUUGCAUUCCUUUGUGAUGUUAAUUUUCAUAUGUUUGUUGUUGCAUCUUUAACACAUGAAAUGUUUAAGGGAUAUUCAAAUAUUUGUGAAGUUGGGGUUUUUUAAGAUACAUAGCAAUAGUAGUGGCAUUACACUCCAGUGGUUUUAUUGAGCAUUGCCCCUUUAGGCAUGAUUCAGUUUGGGAAAGCUAGGCUAUACAGCGCUACAGAUGGGUGCUUUCCCCAUAUUUUAGGUAAAAAUGGGCCAGAAACAAUGGUGGCUAAAUUGUACACUAUACUGACCAUUUUUAAGCAUUUAUUUUUCAGCCAGAAAGCCUCAUUGUUCUACAGCCGUUGUGCAUCUGAUCAGCUGUUUGGUCAGAGGGCUUCAUCAGAGGAGACAACAACAAACUAAGCAAAAACUAGUUAUUUCAGCUCAGUUUACCACUUUAAAAGCUUACACAUAGUUUUCAUGUGGUAAACAUACCAUGCUUACUGUAGCUUGUCUAAUUAUCAGCCAUUUGAAGAAUAGUCGACAAUGUUCUCAGCAAAUGUUGGCCUCAGCUAGAGACCUCCAUUGGGCACUGGGAUGUUUUGAAGCAUAGAGGCCAUGGUUCUCAGCUGGAAAACAGGAGAUUCCAACCGGGUUGGGAAUGAGUCUCUGCCUCAGGUGAAGGACUUCAAGUAUCUGAGGGUCUUGUUCAAGAGAGAGAGUAAAAGGGAGUGUGAGAUGUACAGGCGGUUUGGUGCGUUGUUGGCAACACUGCUGGCAUUGUGCCAAUCUGUUGUGGUGAAGCGGGAAUUGAGCCGAAAGGCGAAGUUUACGAUUUUCUGAGUAAGACAGUGUGUUGUUUCAGAGCACAUGGGUGAAAGUCAGAGUCUUUCAGUCCUUGGUUUCCCGGUCUUACUAUACUCUUGUGAGGUCUGGAUUGAUCUGAUGGCUUGACUCUUUUGUGACAACUUAUCUUCAGACAUUUUUGGGUAUCGCUGUUAGACCAUGUGUCUAAUGCUGAUGUGCUCAGGGGGCAGCUGGGGGGAUACCUGGAGGGAUGUGGCAUGUGCCUGGCGCAGGCCUAAAGGAUGGCUAUUGAUGGAGUUACCUGGAAUGACUGUACCCAUCUGAAGCACUGUAUAGCCUAGCUUCUCCAAGCAUAUCAUUCUUAAAUGGGUGCGGUACUCUAAAAUCCCUGGCAGCUAACACCACUAUAAUUGCUAAGUACCUCAUACAACCCAACUUCAAAAAUGUCAAAAUAUCUCUUUAACAAAGAUGAAUAAAAAUUGUUAUGUGUUUUUAAGUAAAUGUCAAAAAAGCAUCCAUUUGGCCCUGCUUGAAAAGAAAAAGACAAAAAAAACUAAAUCAUGCUUGCUAAGAUGUUUGAUCAGAUCAGUAUGAGUGCAUGUGAGCGUGGAUGCGUGUACAUAAAAAAAAAAUGUACCAGAUGACUGUGUGACUGUAUGUGAUUCAAGGAGGUCGCUGUAUUUUGUACAAUGUAAAUUCUUUCAUACAUAAGACUAUAUAUGAGGAAAUGGCGAUCUAUUUGUGCAUUUUUUUUCCACAUUCUGUCGCUGACCCUCCAGGCAUUCUACUGUUUUUCUAUAUUUCAUGUAUGAGAUGUUAAUCAUUGUAAGUUAACGCAUCCUCGCACUUCUGGUUCCUGCAGAGGUGAAGCAGACACUAUUUAUAGUCCCAAGCUUGGUUUUUAAAGGGCAUUUCCACAGCUAUAUUUUAUUAUUAUUAUUAUUAUUAUUAUUAUUGCCUGACAGAUAAAUGCUAACCCAGCAAUGCUUUUUCAGUUCAGCUACUGUACAUGCACGAGAUGAGAGCUCUAUCUGUAUAUAGGAGCAGCAGCCUUGUGCAGUCCGUUUAAUGACCCUGCAGAGGAUUGUGUAAAUGUAUCUGUAUAUUGUAUAGCUAACACUGUUUGUUUAAAAAAAGCCUUAUAGUUGUUUAAAAAAAAGUGCAGCAGCUAAGUACACACCAACCAUGAGGUUUGUUUGGGGACAGAGCUCCAUGAUGUGACCAACCGCCUGUGGCUCUUGACCUCCUCCAGCUGUUAAAACAUCAAAUUUCCAGAGACGCAUGAACCCUGGCUCAAAGUAUCUCUGUGUAGCAACAAUAAUGAGAGAAUCAAAUAAUAAAGACAGCAAAAAGUCACAAUUAAUGGACAAACUGAUCAAGAUGGAUGAAGUCAUUUCAGUCUAAACUUAGACUCUAUUAGCCUGGUCUGAGGAGAGUCCUCUAGUUGGUCAAAUUUGAGCUCUGUCCCCUGCGAUGUGAGGCUCUGUGCCCUUCUAUGCAACUUACCAGGUGUACUGUUAGACCUGUCAUGUAGACUGUAAUCACUGCCUUUUAGACACUGUGAAUUUUUUGGUACCCUAUAUUUUUGUAUAUUGUACAUUAUAAAAGGAUAAUAAACCUUGAUGCCAACAAAGCAG
Cheilinus undulatus (humphead wrasse) is the source of this 7242-nucleotide messenger RNA. RefSeq names its product sema domain, seven thrombospondin repeats (type 1 and type 1-like), transmembrane domain (TM) and short cytoplasmic domain, (semaphorin) 5Ba (gene sema5ba). Bases 205 to 3585 code for a protein of 1126 amino acids. Gene Ontology annotation, biological process: axon extension; neural crest cell migration; semaphorin-plexin signaling pathway. The transcript has 24 exons. Gene Ontology annotation, molecular function: semaphorin receptor binding; chemorepellent activity. Lineage: Eukaryota; Metazoa; Chordata; Actinopteri; Labriformes; Labridae. The record is from RefSeq and is a predicted model, not a curated record.